This is a messenger RNA of Peromyscus maniculatus bairdii (prairie deer mouse), 6056 nucleotides long. RefSeq names its product prostaglandin F2 receptor inhibitor (gene Ptgfrn). NCBI's taxonomy places the organism in Eukaryota, Metazoa, Chordata, Mammalia, Rodentia, Cricetidae. The record is from RefSeq and is a predicted model, not a curated record. Gene Ontology annotation, cellular component: membrane.
CGGAGGGCGGGAGGGGAGGAGGCGGAGGGCCGCGCCGAGCCAGGUGCGCACGUCCGCGCCGGCGCUGGGCUUGCUCGGCCGGCAGGGAGAGCGGAGCAGGCGCGCGGCCCGGCGGAGCAGCCGACUCUGGAGCAGCCGGAGCUGGAGGAGGAGGAGGAGGAGCGGCGGCGGGGAAGGAGGAGGAGGCGGAGAGUCGCUCCCGCCGGCCGAGCAUGGGGCGCCCGGCGCCGAGGCCCCUGCUGCUGGCGCUCCUGUCGCUGGCUGUUUGCCGUGGCCGUGUGGUGAGAGUCCCUGCGGGCAGCCUGGUUCGAGUGGUGGGCACCGAACUGGUGAUCCCCUGUAACGUCAGCGACUACGAUGGCCCCAGCGAGCAAAACUUUGACUGGAGCUUCUCGUCUUCGGGGAGCAGCUUUGUGGAGCUGGCCAGCACCUGGGAAGUGGGCUUCCCAGCACAGCUGUACCGGGAGCGGCUGCAGCGGGGCGACAUCCUGUUGAGGAGAACUGCCAAUGAUGCCGUGGAGCUGCACAUAAAGAACGUCCAGCCCUCAGACCAGGGCCACUACAAGUGCUCAACCCCCAGCACGGACGCCACCGUCCAGGGCAACUAUGAGGACACGGUGCAGGUUAAAGUGCUGGCAGAUGCCCUGGCGGUGGGCCCCAGCUCCCGGCCUCCUCCAGGCCUGAGCCUGCGUGAGGGGGAGCCUUUUGAGCUCCGCUGUGUCGCCUCGACCACGUCACCGUUGCACACUCACCUGGCACUUCGGUGGGAGCUGCACCGCGGCCCAGCGCUCCGCAGCAUCAUAGCCCUGAGCCACGAGGGCAGGUUUCACCCAGGCCCUGGCUAUGAGCAGCGCUACCACAGUGGGGAUGUACGCCUGGACACCGCGGGCAGCGACGCCUACCGCCUCUCUGUGGCCCGGGCGCUCUCUGCAGACCAGGGAUCCUACAGGUGUGUGGUCAGCGAGUGGAUCACAGAGCAAGGCAGCUGGCAAGAAAUCCAGGAGAAAGCUGUGGAAGUGGCUACCGUGGUGAUCCAGCCGACAGCGCUGCAGUUGGCUGUGCCCAGGACAGUGUCUGUGACUGAAGGGAAGGACCUGGACCUUUCUUGCAACAUCACGACAGACCGGGUGGAUGAUGUCCGACCCGAGGUGACAUGGUACUUCAGAAAGACACCCGAUGCCUCCUUGCUUGCCUCCCACAUGCUGGCUCGGCUGGACCGUGACUCCCUGGUACACAGUUCACCACACGUUGCUCUCAGCCAUGUGGAUACCCGCUCCUACCAUCUACUGGUGCGAGAUGCUAGCAAAGAAAACUCUGGGUACUACCUUUGCCUCGUGGCCCUCUGGGCUCCCGGACACAACAGGAGCUGGCACAAGGUGGCAGAGGCCAUGUCUGCCCCGGCUGGUGUAAGCGUGACCUGGCUAGAGCCAGAAUACCAGGUCUACUUGAACGCGUCUAAGGUCCCUGGAUUUUCAGAUGACCCCACAGAACUGCAAUGCCGGGUGGUGGACAUGAAGCGCGUGGAGGCUGGCGUCCGACUUACCGUGUCGUGGUACUACCGAAUGAACCGUCGCAGUGACGAUGUGGUGGCCAGUGAGCUUCUUGCAGUCAUGGAUGGGGACUGGACUCUGAGAUACGGAGAGAGGAGCAAGCAGCGGGCCCAGGGUGGAGAGUUUAUUUUUUCUAAGGAGCACACAGACACGUUCAGUUUCCGGAUCCAAAGGACUACAGAGGAAGACAGGGGCAAUUACUACUGUGUUGUGUCUGCCUGGACCAGGCAGAGAAACAACAGCUGGGUAAAAAGUAAGGACGUCUUCUCCAAGCCGGUCAACAUAUUCUGGGCCUCAGAAGAUUCUGUGCUCGUGGUAAAGGCGCGACAGCCAAAGCCCUUCUUUGCUGCGGGGAAUACAUUUGAGAUGACUUGCAAAGUGUCUUCCAAGAAUAUUAAGUCACCACGCUACUCUGUUCUCAUCACGGCUGAGAAGCCUGUUGGGGACCUCUCCAGUCCCAAUGAAACCAAGUACAUCAUCUCCCUGGACCAGGAUUCCGUGGUGAAGCUGGAGAACUGGACCGACGCCUCGCGGGUGGACGGCGUCGUGCUAGAGAAGGUCCAAGAGGAUGAGUUUCGAUACCGAAUGUACCAGACUCAGGUCUCUGAUGCAGGGCUCUACCGCUGCGUGGUGACAGCCUGGUCUCCCAUUGGGGGUAGCUUGUGGCGAGAAGCAGCAACCAGUCUCUCCAAUCCAAUUGAGAUUGACUUCCAAACCUCAGGUCCCGUAUUUAAUGCCUCUGUGCACUCAGACACGCCGUCAGUCACCCGGGGAGAUCUCAUCAAGUUGUUCUGUAUUGUCACUCUGGAAGGAGCAGUGCUGGAUCCAGACGACAUGGCCUUCGAUGUAUCCUGGUUUGCAGUACACUCCUUUGGCUUGGACAAGGAUCCCGUCCUCCUAUCCUCCCUGGACCGGAAGGGAGUCGUGACUACAGGCCAGAGGGACUGGAAGAGUACUCUCAGCCUGGAGCGAGUGAGCGUGCUGGAAUUCCUGCUGCAAGUGCACGGCUCUGAGGACCAGGACUUUGGCAACUACUACUGUUCUGUGACUCCGUGGGUGAGGUCACCGACAGGUUCCUGGCAGAGGGAGGCCGAGAUCCACUCCAGGCCCAUCUUUAUAACUGUGAAGAUGGAUGUGCUGAAUGCCUUCAAGUACCCGCUGCUGAUCGGCGUGGGCCUGUCUACAGUCAUCGGGCUCCUGUCCUGCCUCAUCGGGUACUGCAGUUCUCACUGGUGCUGUAAGAAGGAGGUGCGGGAGACGCGUCGGGAGCGCCGCAGGCUCAUGUCCAUGGAGAUGGACUAAGCGGCCGGCCGCGGAGACAGGGACAGAGAAACAUUGUAGGAAUGGUGGGAGGGGUGAGAAGAGGACCAGUGAUCUUUUCAGACAAAGUGUGUUACACUAAAACCAGUCCUCUCUAAUCUCAGGUGGGACUUGGCGCUCUCUCUUUUCUGCAUGUCAAGUUCUGAGCGCGGACACGUUUACCAGCAGCACACGGCUCUUCUUCCCACGGCACUUUCUGACAUGUAACAAUCGAGUGUGUGUUUCCCCAGCUGCAGCUUUUUAAUGGUUAACCCUGGUCUAAUUAGUUUUCUCCUAGAGGCUUAUUGACCCUCUGAUUUUGUGUGUGUUGAUCACUUUUGAUUUGAGGGGUUGCGGUGAGGAAGGGUGGAGGCGUUCAGAGUUGGUCAUCGUGGGUGAGAGGGUAGGUACCUGCUCACCCGAGAGCCAGCAUCCAUCCACGAGGGACUGGCAUCUGUAGAGUUGCUACCUACUGCCCUCCACGCUGGCCCGGAGCUGAUAAAGACCUGCUACAAGGCAAGCUGUGGCUUUGACUACCCUGCCCAUCCCCCAUUUUCAGGAGUUUAAACUAUAUUAGAACCUAAACUCAAGAGUCCAUGACUUCUUGAUCCACAUGCCUUUUGUGUUUUCCCUUCUUCUCUAGCGUCUUCCGUUUUCGGGUUUGUUUCUGUGAGAAUGAGGAAAUGGCAGCCCUGGAGUCUAGAAUUUGGCUUUCCACCAAGCACCUUAUCUUGCCACCUUAGCCUUAAGAAUGAGUAUGAAGAAAAAUCCACUGCCACCUCUGUCCAGGGCAGAAGGUCUGUGAACAGGAGGACACGGGGGACAAGGGAAGGAAUAGAUGCUCUCUCUCCCUGACAGUUCGAGGCCACUGUGCCCCCAGGGACCCAGGAGGGUAGGAGCAGAGGGCAGCUGAGCCAGGUCCCCUGUCCCUCCUGAGAGGCGCUGUUGCUGGUUGCCACGGGACCGGCACAGUGCCCCACCCCCUCCCCCUUGCCUCGUGAGCUCCUUCACACACAAGCAGAUUGCUGCCUGCAGUACUGACUGGCUUCAAGGAAUCAGAAAUUGCCUAGAGCAAAUGUGUGUUUUCGGUGACCUUUGCAGUCCUUGAAGUCUUCAAGAUCCCUGCAGGGGGUAGUGAAGAGGGGUGUAUUUUGUGGACGUUUGCCUUCGCAUUAGGAAUAUGAAGGGAACCCAGCAAUUUACUGUCAUGUGAGUGGCCUGUAAAGUAGGGGUGCGAGCUGCUGGCGCUGCCUGACUGGGCCCAGCAGGGAUUAGGACAUCAGCCAGACACACCUUUCAGGUCCCCAGGGCCUGCUCCAUCCGGGCCUUGGCCACUCCGAGUCUCUCACCCCAACACAGCACUGGCCUUCCACAAGCCUCCCCUGGGUGCCAAGGCUGGCAGCCAACUGGUGCCCUCACUCUUCCCUCUGGCUCUGAAGGAUUUAACACUGUUGUCUUCCAAAGUGGGGGGUGGGGUGGGGAGAGACUCCUUUGUUUUGAGCAAUAAAGUAAUCCACAUCGUUGGCCAUUCACAGGCAGCUCUUUGUCACUGUGGGCCGGGAUGGCUGAGCUCCCUCCCCACCUCCCCCUCCCCACCUCCUCCCCUGUGGCCCACGGUGGCCUCUGUCUUCUCCACCCAGGUUCCUCUGCUGGCUGUGCCCACCUGGCGACUGUUCUGCUCCUGUGCGGAGUCUCUCAGCCAGAGGGUCCAACCCAGGUGGGUCCAGCCCAGCCAGAAGGGAGACAGCCAUUGCACCCCACGCGAGCAAGAGAGGCCAGCGGAAGAGGGGGAGGCCUUGGCAGAUAUGGGUGUUUCUGUAUGUUACUUCCUUCCUGCUGGUUCAGAGGUGGGGUACAGGUGACUGUACAAACAGGAAUUAGGGGAGUGGAGCCAGGUACUGUGUUAGUGACAGCCUUUGAGCCCUGCAGUUACUGAAGAAGAUUCCGAGUCAUUGUAGCGCAGCCCUCCUUAGGAGGAGAGAGAGACUUAGCCUUGGGUGAGAUGGGCCCUGGGUGCACAUACAGCCACUGAUGGGUCCAAGCCGGCCCUUGAUGGGGAGACAGAGUAGUGUUCGGGCCUACCUUUCCCUUUCUCAACUGGUGUUGAGAUUUGAGCCUGAGUUGCCAAGGCGCUGGCCUUUAUCUUCUGGCCAUGCCCAAACCCCCAAGUUGCUUAGGGCUGGGAGAUGGGCCAGAAACCCCAGGACCUAGUUCCUUUUGGGACUAUUAACAUUCUGGGAACGCAAGUCUUUUUAAGUGUGGUCAAACACUCUUGAUGUACCAAAUAGGGUUCCCCCCAUGAAGUGCUCUUCCUGAGCCACACUCCGCCACCCCACCUCCCCAUUCCCCGGAAGUACUGGUAUGAGGGAAGGCUAAGCCACGCCUUGGCAGAUGAAAUUGCACUUCUUAAAUAGGAACUUUAUAGAAGGUUGGGUUUUUUCCCCUAAUGGCAAAGAUCCUCGCCCCCCCCCCCCAAAGAGCCUAAGCUACAUUCAGAUUGAAGCCUAGAAAUUACUUUAAAUUGUUUACUUUAUGAUGUUUACACACACGAUUCACUUUUUUAAAAAAUAAGAAAAAUGCAAACUCUGGCUUUUUAACAACUUUUCCGAUUUUUCAUGCAUGGGAUAUGCUGGCCCCCUGACUCACCAGCUGGAUUAAAUCCUCAUUUAGAAAUGUCCCGGUGUGUGUGUGUGUCUUCCCCCUCCCAGCCGCAGGGCUUCCUCCUGCCCAGACCUCUGUCUGUCUCUCUGGUGGCUUUUGCCUCCUGCUUUGCAGACCGCCUGCAGCCAUGAUUUUGUGACGGCAUCUGUGAGCCAAAGACUGCGCCUUUGGAGCAGGAACCAUAAGCAAUACUACACGACUCGCUACUUCUGGGGGAAUUUUUUUUUUCCUUUUUUAGCUUCACCGAUGACAACAGAGGAAGAAGGGAAUUAGGGUUUAGGUAAGUUCUCCACUGUGUGACCAUAUUCUCAGUGACACACACGCGUGCAGAUCACCAGGAGAACAAGGUUGGGUUUCUUUUCUAGCGUAUAACACGAGAAUCUGCAGACUUUUCCGUAGACAAAGAGAAGGUCUUGUGUAUUUUUGUCCAUAUCCAGUGUUAUACAAACUAAUUGUGUUGUUUUAUACUGUGGCCACAAAUAUUAUGCAAUGCACCAUUUGUUUUUUGUUUUUUAUUUCAUUAAAGGAAGUUUAAUUUAAAUUGAA